This is a messenger RNA of Spea bombifrons (plains spadefoot toad), 4402 nucleotides long. It is a transcript of the gene BCL11A, whose product is annotated as BCL11 transcription factor A. The transcript has 5 exons. The coding region runs from base 446 to 2899 and encodes 817 amino acids. The record is from RefSeq and is a predicted model, not a curated record. Gene Ontology annotation, biological process: negative regulation of dendrite development; regulation of transcription by RNA polymerase II. Gene Ontology annotation, cellular component: nucleus. Gene Ontology annotation, molecular function: DNA-binding transcription factor activity; RNA polymerase II cis-regulatory region sequence-specific DNA binding. Lineage: Eukaryota; Metazoa; Chordata; Amphibia; Anura; Pelobatidae.
CUGGCCAUUGGCUUGCCCGGGUCUGGUUUUCCUGUCCAGCCCCUUAUGAGUGUCCAUUGGUGUUGCCUACCCCCCUCCCCUUCUCUCCCCCUGGCCCUGCCCAUGUUUUGUAUGUCUCUGUCCAUCCAGCUCUUGACGUUCAAGUUUGCAGGGACGUCACGUCCGCACUUGAACUUGCAGCUCAGGGGGGCUUUUGCCAUUUUUUUCAUUUCUCUCCUUCUCUAUCUCUCUUCUUUUUUUUUUUCACCCCCCUCCAAAAAAAAAAAAAAAAAAAAGCCAUGACGGCUGUCCCACAAUUCAUCUUCCCAGCACCAUCUUUCUAUUAUUUCUAAUUUAUUUUGGAUGUCAAAGGCAUUUGAUGAAGAUAUUUUCUCUGGAGUCUCCUUCUUUCUAACCCUGCUCUCCCGAUGUGAACCGAGCUCUCACAAGCCACCCACCAACCAACAUGUCUCGCCGAAAGCAAGGCAAGCCUCAGCACUUAAGCAAACGGGAAUACUCACCCGAACCUGUCGAAGCCAUUCUUACUGAUGACGAACCAGACAACAGCACAUUGGGAGCUGGAGAAGGGGACCAUGACCUCCUUACUUGUGGCCAGUGCCAGAUGAACUUCCCUUUGGGAGAUAUUCUUGUUUUUAUUGAGCACAAACGGAAACAAUGCAAUGGCAGCCUUUGCUUAGAGAAGGCUGUGGAUAAGCCACCCUCGCCUACGCCAAGUGAGUUGAAGAAAGCAUCCAAUCCUGUGGAGGUUGGCAUCCAGGUCACACCGGAGGAUGACGAUUGUUUGUCAACGUCAUCUAGAGGAGUUUGUCCAAAACAGGAAAAUGCAGCAGUCUUCAGAUUCAAUGCUGUUCUGCAGAUUACAAACAGCGACACCAAAGGUAAAGAUGAGCCCAGCAGCUACACGUGUACAACUUGUAAACAGCCAUUUUCCAGCGCUUGGUUUCUCUUGCAACAUGCGCAGAACACCCACGGCUUCAGAAUCUACUUGGAAAGUGAACAUGGCAGCCCACUUACACCCAGGGUAGGCAUUCCAUCAGGACUGGGUGCAGAAUGUCCUUCACAGCCACCACUUCAUGGAAUACACAUUGCAGACAAUAAUCCUUUUAACCUAUUACGAAUCCCUGGAUCAGUAUCAAGAGAGGCUUCUGGUCUUACAGAGGGUCGUUUCCCACCAACACCCCCAUUAUUUAGUCCCCCUCCAAGACAUCACUUGGAUCCACAUCGCAUUGAACGCCUGGGUGCAGAAGAACUGGCACUUGCAACCCAUCACCCGAGUGCCUUUGACAGGGUGCUGCGACUUAAUCCCCUGGCCAUGGAGCCACCAGCUAUGGAUUUUUCAAGGAGACUUAGAGAGCUAGCUGGAAACACUUCUGGUUCCAGUCCUCCUUUGUCUCCCAACAGGCCCAGUCCUAUGCAAAGAUUAUUGCAGCCAUUCCAGUCGGGCGGCAAACCUCCAUUUUUGGCAACUCCACCUCUUCCUCCUCUCCAGUCAGUUCCUCCUCCCUCCCAGCCUCCUAUAAAAUCAAAAUCCUGUGAGUUUUGUGGGAAAACAUUUAAAUUUCAAAGCAAUCUGGUAGUACACCGUAGAAGCCACACUGGAGAAAAACCAUACAAGUGCAACCUCUGUGACCAUGCAUGCACGCAGGCUAGCAAGCUCAAACGCCACAUGAAAACACACAUGCAUAAAUCCUCCCCUAUGACAGUAAAAUCAGAUGAUGGUCUCUCCACCGCUAGCUCACCAGAGCCUGGGACCAGUGAUAUAGUUGGAAGUGCAAGCAGUGCCCUCAAAUCUGUGGUAGCCAAAUUUAAAAGUGAAAAUGAUCCCAAUAUGAUCCCAGAGAAUGGUGACGAGGAAGAGGAAGAAGAAGAGGAAGAAGAAGAGGAGGAGGAGGAAGAGGAAGAGGAGGAGGAGUAUUUAACAGAAACAGACAGCAGGCCAGAUUACAGCUUUGCCCUUAAUCUUGAAGCUGCUCGCCAUCACCAAAAUAACUCCAGGUCUGGCGAAGAGAGCCGAUCUAUGCCUGAUAUGAUGCAAAGUAUAGGCCUUGGUGCAAUGCAUCAUUUUAAUGAUACCUUUCACCAGGUAUUGGUGGAAAAACACAAAAGAGGGCAUUUGUCUGAACCAGAAGUGCAAAGAGACACUUGCGAUGAAGACUCAGUGGCAGGAGAAUCAGAUCGUAUAGACAGUGUUGCUGUUAAUGGGAGGGGGUGUUCGCCAGGUGAAUCAGCUUCAGGUGGCUUGUCAAAAAAAUUGCUUCUUGGUAGCCCAAGCUCUUUGAGUCCAUUCUCUAAGCGCAUCAAACUCGAGAAGGAAUUUGAUCUACCUGCUGCAGCUAUGCCUAACACAGAAAAUGUUUACUCUCAGUGGCUUGCUGGUUACGCAGCUUCUAGGCAGCUAAAAGAUCCAUUCCUUAGCUUUGGAGACUCCAGACAAUCACCUUUUGCCUCCUCCUCAGAGCAUUCAUCCGAAAAUGGCAGUUUACGAUUUUCAACACCUCCAGGAGAAAUGGAUGGAGGGAUAUCAGGCCGUAGUGGCACAGGAAGUGGAGGAAGCACUCCCCAUAUAAGUGGCCCUGGGCCUGGAAGGCCUAGUUCUAAAGAGGGCAAGCGCAGCGACACUUGUGAGUACUGUGGAAAAAUCUUCAAGAACUGUAGUAACCUUACUGUACACAGGAGAAGCCACACUGGUGAAAGGCCUUAUAAGUGUGAGCUUUGCAACUACGCCUGCGCACAGAGUAGCAAACUUACCCGGCACAUGAAAACACAUGGUCAGGUGGGAAAGGACGUUUACAAAUGUGAAAUUUGUCAGAUGCCUUUUAGCGUGUACAGUACCUUGGAGAAACACAUGAAAAAAUGGCACAGUGACCGAGUCUUGAAUAAUGAUAUAAAAACUGAAUAGAGGGGGAAAAUACAGCAUCAUUAGAUCUAAGGACAGAACAAUCAAAUAUAUAUGGCAAGAAGUCUGAAAAGAUAUGCAAAAGUAUUAACAAAUAUGCAUACCAAUUUGGGCAGAAAUAAAAAAAACAAAACAUCUAGCAUUGUCGAUGACGGAGAAGAAAGAGAAGACGAACAUGAACAGGCCAGAUAACUCUAAAUGAAAAUAAGUUCAUCAACUUACCACAAAAGUUCUAGCGGAAUAGCGUUGGCCUAUGUACCAUGCAGGAAUCCUCUCAAAGCCCAAUUACUCCCUCCUGAAUUCUGCAUUAUUGCUCUCAUAUAACUCAAAAUAUUAUUUUGGGUGGUACAUUUUAUUGUUUUUUUUUUUUUUGCUCUCUACUAUGAGUGGCCACUGGCCAGUGUGCAGCACAGGCUUUAAAAAAUAGUUUGGAUUUUUUUUAAAAAAAUGUUAAUGUAAAUUAAGCUCCAAUGGCAGCUGAUUUUUCACCAUUGCCAAUAAAAAAAUGGAAGUCAAAUUAUAAAUCUGAUGGCAAAACUAAAAUAUAAUACAUACUUAAAUUCUUAUCUUGACUCUUGCUUGAAAGUGAAAUAAAUUCAGCUUUGUUGUGUAUGAGAGACACAUCAAAAAAGACUUGUUUAACAGAUAAUAUACAACAUAUUCUCACUUACCGGGGCUUUAAAACUAGUCAACAAGAACAUAACUUUUACAAAUGAGACAUUGUACUCUGAGCUCUAAAAAAACGUAUUAAUACAAAAUGUGACAUUUUCUAACCGUGUGAUAAAUUAAUGGUGUUAUAAAAACCAUGAACCAUUGAGGCCUUUUCAAGUUUGUUAGAAUUCUGCACCAGAUUUAUAUGGCAUCCAUAAUGUGUUGUUAAGCUGCUGUAAAAUUCCAUGCAAGCAUGACCUACUGUCCAGAUAAACUUUUAUAAAUAUAUUUCUAUGUUGAAAAUUCACAAACGGAAAAAAAAAAUGAUGUGGUUAACAUUAAAUGUUCAUUGUUAGAUUUUCAAGGCCUACUUAUAGAUAACAAGAAUCUUUUAGCACUGAAACUAUGUCAAUGUAUUAUACUUGCUGUUGAUACAAUAACUUAACUUUAAAUACUUUGUGAAAAAAAUGAAUGAAGCUGGGUGAAGAAAAUACAAUUUUUUUGGCUACGUAUAAUUUCCAUUUUAUAUGUUCCUCCGAGUUGCAAUAAAACCCAGAAUUAAUAAGUCCAGUAUCAGUGCCUGAACUUCUAAAUAUAUUGCUUGCAUUAUGAAAUAUACAGGUGGGGGACAUUUUAAUGCAGUUUGUACAAAGUAAAAUAUUGUAAGUUAUAAAUAAAUAAAUCUGCCAGUUCUUAUGUUAUUUGUUACCCAUUUUGGGUGAAUUUAAUGUGAUGUACCGUUGUUAUAUACUGAAAGUAUAUUCCAAGAACCAUUGUUAAUACACGUUAUACAUUUGCCUUUAAAAAGGUUGAGUUGCUAAAAAUGAAAUUGACACAAUAAACUGUAAAGAUUUA